Notolabrus celidotus (New Zealand spotty) is the source of this 1426-nucleotide messenger RNA. It is a transcript of the gene polr2c, whose product is annotated as polymerase (RNA) II (DNA directed) polypeptide C. The coding region runs from base 113 to 940 and encodes 275 amino acids. The record is from RefSeq and is a predicted model, not a curated record. The transcript is spliced from 9 exons. Gene Ontology annotation, biological process: DNA-templated transcription. NCBI's taxonomy places the organism in Eukaryota, Metazoa, Chordata, Actinopteri, Labriformes, Labridae. Gene Ontology annotation, cellular component: RNA polymerase II, core complex. Gene Ontology annotation, molecular function: protein dimerization activity; DNA-directed RNA polymerase activity.
CCGGCCAAUCAGCGGUCGGUAAAUAUUUCCGGUCAGGCCUCCAAGCCGAAGCAGCGGUAGUCGAGUGUGUGGACGAUUUUACUUCGUAUCUUCGGCUUAUUAUACACAAAUAAUGCCGUAUGCUAACCAACCCACGGUGAAGAUCACAGAACUGACAGACGAAAAUGUCAAGUUUGUCAUUGAAAACACUGAUUUGGCGGUUGCGAACUCUAUCCGCCGGGUGUUCAUGUCAGAAGUUGCCACUAUAGCGAUCGACUGGAUCCAGAUUGAUGCAAAUUCCUCUGUGCUACAUGACGAGUUUGUUGCACACAGAGUUGGUCUCAUACCUCUCACGAGCGAUGACAUUGUGGAAAAAAUGCAGUAUUCCAGGGACUGUACAUGUGAGGAUUUUUGUGCAGAGUGUUCUGUUGAGUUGACCAUGGAUGUUCGAUGCACUGAAGACCAGACACGCCACGUCACCUCUCGAGACCUUUUGUCGAAUAACCCCAGAGUCAUCCCUGUGACUUCCAGGAGCAGAGACAACGAUCCUAAUGACUACGUUGAACAAGACGACAUUUUACUGGUGAAGCUUCGUAAAGGUCAAGAACUGCGGCUCAGGGCGUACGCUAAGAAAGGCUUCGGUAAGGAGCACGCCAAGUGGAACCCCACAGCAGGGGUUUCCUUUGAAUAUGAUCCUGACAACGCUCUGAGACACACCGUCUUCCCACGACCUGAGGAGUGGCCCAAGAGUGAGUACUCAGAGAUUGAGGAGGAUGAGGUUCAGGCUCCCUAUGACCCCAAUGGAAAGCCAGAAAGGUUCUAUUUCAACGUGGAGUCCUGCGGCUCCCUACGACCGGAGACCAUCGUCAUGUCUGCGCUGGCCGUCCUCAAGAAGAAGCUGAGCGACCUGCAGACCCAGCUGAGCCACGAGAUCCAGAGUGACGUGCUCACCAUCAACUGAGGGCCGACCCCUCUCAGAGCAGGACAUGCAUUCACACAGAUCUGUCACCAUCAGAGAGCGGAGUCAGGAGCAGGGCCCAGAUCACAUUACACGCAUCCAAACACUGUUUACAGACUAAAAGAAUACUUCUUGUAUAACAGCCUGGGAUUCAUUGAUUCGGUGAAAAUUUGAACCAGUGAGAGUGUUAACGGUUUAAAAAACUUUUGUUCAAUGAGUCGGUGUAAGAAUCAGUCUCUUCUUUUAAAGUCAUUCAUCUACUAAGUUGCAAAUGAAGUAAAAAUGAGUUAAUUCAUUGAAAUGAUGUCAUCACCAACAGGGAUCGUAACAUGAGCGGUGUGUGUGUGUGUGUGUGUGUGUGUGUGCGCUAAAGCAUCCGAUGCAGGGUCAGUGUCUGAAAGAGGGGUUGUCUCAGAAUGACACAAACUGUGUUUUGUUAGAUAAUACGUUUGUUUAAUGUGACUUUUUAAAUAAAUAUGUUUGAGAAAA